CUUCCAUGCAUCUAGUUCUUGUUCUUAGGUGUAAGAACUAUCAAAAUCAUUGCUAAAUCACAAAUUUGAAAAAAACCCAUUUGAAAGGAGGAAACGCUAGCGGAUAUGGAGAUUGAAACAAUCGCAGAAGAAGAGAAUGAAGGAUCUGAUUCUGAAGGUGAGUUAAUGGCUGCUUUGAUGCAGAAAAUAACCCAUUUGAACAUACAAUUUAUCAAAAUGUAAUGAUCGAAAGUUUUGUGAGAAAAAGGGAAAAAAAAAAAUCUAAACUUGAUUGGUUUCCAAAACUAAACUCGUGCCGGCCCUAAUUUAAGAUACUAUGCUGGCCGCCAUUUUCUCUCUUCUUCUCCCCGCCCUCUGUUUCUCUCUCUAAGCAAGAGUUUACAGCGGAGGGACAGAGAAAGGGUAUCCCAACUCUGAAUCACCGCAUCAAUGUCUGCUAAAUGGCGAGCUCUGCAGCAUCGUCACCGCUAUACUUACAGUGCAAUUGUUUUCCCUCACUCAUAUAUCGAUUCUCUCAAUUCCUUCCAAUCCCAACACCAAUCCUCUUCAAAAUUCUUCACUGAAUUACUCGAACUUGUAUCCUUGAACUCCGUUUACGCUCAAGUAAACCACGCCAAGAAAGUCGCUUCCGCAUUCUCCGAGUUAUUAACCAAUGGAGACGAGGAUUCGGUGUCCAGAGCUGCGCGGUUUUACUUGGAGGUUUUGUUCUGUGAGAAUUCCCAGCCUUUGCAUCGAACCCUUGUCUCCACUUUGGCCAAAAGCCGUAAAUUCCAGGAUUCAUUGGGCGAAUGUUUCAGGAAUCUCUGCGAGGAGCAUAGUGGUAUGCAACAAGGUGGAGAUAAGCGGUUCUGUGUGUCGAGGGUGGCUUUAUCGGUAAUGGGAAUGCCCAAAUUGGGAUAUUUAGUGGAUGUUAUUAGAGAUUGCGCCAUUUUGGUUUCUCGGGAUAUUGUUUCUAGCUUGGACUCUGUGGUUAAGGAAACCAAUGAUUUGGCUAGGCCUUCUCCAAUCGUCAUUGAACAGUGUCAAGAGGCUUUGUCUUGCUUGUAUUACUUACUCCAGCGAUUUCCCUCCAAGUUCCUGGAAGAUUCAAGUGUAAUGGGGAUGAUUGUAAGUACUAUUUUAAGCAUUCUAAAAUCCUUAGCUUUUUCAAGGGAUUGUUAUGUGUCUGCUGGGGUGAGUUUCUGUGCUUCUUUGCAAGUUUGUCUCAACUCGGAAGAACUUGGGGUGCUCAUCUUCUAUGGAAUUUUUGAACAAACUAACCACAUUUCAUGUUUGAAGUACGAGAAUGAAUUUAGGAAUGCUGUUGCGAAGGUUCCUUAUCAAGCGAAUGUCUGCGCUGAAAUUCAAACUUUUUCAAUGUUGAGUAGACUCUGCUUGAUCAGGGGGAUUCUGACAGCAAUUCCAAGGCCUGUGCUCAACAUACCAUUUUCUAUGAUAGAAGGAGAUUUGAAUGGCCAUCCAGGUUGUCCAUAUAGCGGUAACUCUGUCAAAACGAUACUCUAUGAUGCCAUUUUGCCUGAGCUAUGUAACUACUGUGAAAAUCCUACCGACAGCCAUUUUAACUUUCAUUCAUUGACUGUGCUGCAGAUUUGUUUGCAACAAAUAAAAACCUCCUUAGUUAGUAAUCUUACUGAUACAUCCUGUAGUUAUGAUCCACUCCCUGAGGAGAUGGGAAGUCGAAUACUAAGAAUUAUGUGGACUAACUUGGAAGAUCCUUUGAGUCAAACUGUUAAACAAGUGCAUCUCAUUUUUGAUCUAUUUUUAGAGAUUCAAUCGUCACUAUGCUGGUCAGAGGGUAGCGAGAAAACGAAGUCGUACUUGCGAAAAAUUGCUUUUGAUCUUCUUCAUUUGGGUUCUCGCUGUAAAGGAAGAUAUGUUCCUUUAGCUUCUUUGACCAAGAGGUUGGGUGCAAAGGCAUUGUUAGAUAUGAGUCCUUCUCUGCUAUCUGAUACUGUACAAGCAUACAUUGAUGAUGAUGUGUGCUGUGCUGCCACUUCUUUUCUGAAGUGUUUCCUUGAGCACCUGCGGGAUGAGUGCUGGAGUAGUGAUGGUAUUGAAGGUGGGUAUGCACUUUACAGAGGCCGUUGCUUGCCACCCGUUCUUCGUGGACUUGGUUCUGGGAUAUCAAAGCUUCGAUCAAAUUUAAACACUUAUGCUCUUCCAGUAUUGUUUGAAAUUGACAUAGAUAGUAUAUUUCCUAUGCUUGCGUUUAUCUCAGUCUGGCCUAGCGCGUGUGACAAUGGAGUUCUCUAUCCUGGUAAUAAUGAAGGUAGCAUGGAACUGAGAGUUGAACAGAAAGUUGCCAUUUUUAUUUCAUUGUUCAAAGUAUCUCGUUCACUUGCUUUAAUUGAAGGAGACAUUGAUUGGCUAGAAAAACGUAGCUUAGAACAGCGAUUUUCCCAUGAAAUAGAAUAUUUUGGUUGUCAUGCUCUUGUUUUCAUCAAGGGAGUAAAGGUCGAAAUCCUUGUUGAGUGGCUUGUAUUAGCGUUGACACACGUUGACGAGUCACUACGUGUGGAUGCUGCAGAAUUUAUUUUCUUAAAUCCUAAAACUUCUAGUCUUCCAUCUCAUUUAGAACUUACUUUGUUGAAGAAAGCAAUACCAUUGAACAUGAGGUGUUCCUCUACAGCUUUCCAGAUGAAAUGGACUAGCUUGUUUAGAAAGUUUUUUUCUCGAGUACGAACAGCUUUGGAGAGACAAUUCAAGCAGGGUAGUUGGAUACCACGUGCUUCUUCUAAUCGUGAAAACUAUCUGUCAAAUGGAAAUGAGCAAACUAUAGCUGGUCGAGCGGAUGAUCUUUUUCGUUUUAUGAAGUGGUUGAGUUGCUUUCUGUUUUUCUCCUGUUAUCCUUCUGCACCCUAUAGGAGAAAAAUUAUGGCGAUGGAUCUAUUUCUAGUAAUGCUUAAUGUUUGGUCAGUUGUUCCUUCAAAAGAAAAGUCUUGUGAUACUCUUCUCCUUCCCUAUAACGAAGGAAUUACUUUACCUGAUUCAGUUCUUUUGUUAGUUGGAUCAAUAAUUGAUAGUUGGGAUAGUCUGAGAGAAAGUUCUUUCCGUAUAUUGCUUCACUUUCCAACUCCACUUCCUGGCAUUUCUAGUGAACAUAUGGUGGGAGAAGUAAUCACAUGGGCGAAAAAGUUAGUUUGCAGCUCCCGUGUCCGAGAAAGUGACGCUGGAGCACUAACAUUAAGGCUCGUAUUCAGAAAGUAUGUUUUGGAUUUAGGCUGGAUAGUCAGAGCUUCAGGUGAUGUUGUUUGCUUAGAUUCCGAUUCCGUGCAUAAAUUACCAAAUGUGGGUGCGGAGAUAUUCAGAUCAAACCAUCCAGUGGCAGAGUAUUUGAAAUCCUUAAUUGAUUGGUUGAAUAUCUCUGUAACUGAGGGAGAGAGGAAUCUCGCUGAAGGCUGCAAAAACAGCUUUGUUCAUGGUGUGUUGCUCGCUUUGCGCUAUACUUUUGAAGAGUUGGAUUGGAGUUCAGAUAUCGUGCUCUCUAGUCUCUCAGAGAUAAGAAGUCUACUGGAAAAGCUUUUGGAGCUUGUGAUGCGAAUAACUUCCCUGGCACUCGGCGUGGUUUCAGCAGAUGCCUGGUACCUUCCGGAGGACAUGGACGACAUGGACGAUGAUGAUGCCUUUCUGUUGGAUGUUCCAGAUGAGGCUGAUGCAUCCACGUCGUUGUCAGAACUGGAAGAUAAUAAGGAAAAAACUACAGUAAAUUCAAGAACAUCAGAACAGAUUGUGAUGGUUGGCUGUUGGCUUGCCAUGAAAGAGGUUAGUCUUCUUUUAGGAACAAUCACAAGGAAAGUGCCUUUGCCUGCUGCUUCUGAUUCAGUUGAAUCUGAUCCAAAUGCUUCCAUUAUAUUAAAACACGAUGAAGUACUCGAUUUGAGACAACUUAAAGUGAUUGGAGACCACUUUUUGGAAGUUCUUUUGAAAAUGAAACACAAUGGUGCGAUCGAUAAGACAAGGGCCGGAUUUACUGCUCUUUGCAACCGUUUACUUUGUUCAAAUGACCAAAGACUUUGUAAGUUAACAGAAUCCUGGAUGGAUCAGCUAAUGGAAAGAAUGGCCGCAAAUGGUCAGACAGUCGACGAUUUAUUGAGGAGAAGCGCUGGUAUUCCAGCUGCCUUUAUUGCUCUAUUUCUAGCAGAGCCAGAAGGUUCCCCUAAGAAGCUUCUACCAAGAGCUCUCAAGUGGCUCAUAGAUGUUGCUGAGAGGUUGUUGCAGAAUCCGAUUGAUUCGGACUGUAAAAACAGAAACUUCUCCGAGUUACCAUCCGCAGAGUUAGGCCAAGACACAGAGUCUGUGUUGCCCCAUGAGACUUAUGCAAGUGAAAAAACCUCUAAAAUUCGAGAUGAAGGCGUCAUUCCAACAGUUCAUGCAUUCAAUGUCCUUAGAGCCUCUUUCAAUGAUGCCAACCUAGCAACUGAUACUUCUGGUUUCUCUGCUCAGGCUAUAAUUGUUUCUAUUCGCGCAUUCUCUUCUUCUUACUGGGAGGUGCGUAAUAGUGCUUGCUUGGCAUACACUGCUUUAGUUCGGCGGAUGGUAGGAUUUCUCAAUGUUCACAAACGAGAAUCAGCUCGUCGAGCUUUAACUGGACUUGAAUUUUUUCACAG
Cucurbita pepo subsp. pepo (vegetable marrow) is the source of this 4607-nucleotide messenger RNA. Lineage: Eukaryota; Viridiplantae; Streptophyta; Magnoliopsida; Cucurbitales; Cucurbitaceae. The record is from RefSeq and is a predicted model, not a curated record.